AUGGAGAGUAUUCUUGAUCAACUCGUCGCAGCACUGUACAAAGCUCCUCCAUCAUCUGAUGUUCUUUCUCAAAUAGUGACUUUACUUCAACAACAAACUGAUCAAUCCGCAUCCAGUUUUGUUUCCAGCACACAUCCAUCGUUACUUAUUCUCGAACGAUGGACAUGGGAACUAUUUAGCCAAGAGUCUCAUGGAUGGAUUCACGAAACAUCCUACCAACAACUUUUGCAAACUCUUGCGACAUUCAAUGAGAAGCUAAUUUUUAACUGCCGUGAUAUCGACAUAGAGACGAAGGGAUCUCUUCUAUUCUCUGUAACGAUUGAGCAAAUCAACAAUGUCUUCUUGUACAUUGAUCGGUGCAUCGAUGAUGAUGAUCCAUUUAUUGCCUACAUUAUUCUAUGGCUCGAUAAUCAUUCACAUUUUCUCUUUGAUAAUCUGCAAUACGCCUCACCUGUGAUUGGCUAUAUCGGUCAAUAUAUUUUAAAUAACUAUAUUAUGAGCAAAGAAUACAAAAUAUAUUUGACUCAACUUCGGCAACCACAUUUAUCACAUGGAAUAUUUACAGCGAAGUUUUUAUUCUACGUUGCAGCAUGUUCCUAUUUCUGCAAUUCGUUUUUAAUUCAAGAAGCUUAUAGUUCAUGUAAUCCUGAUGAAAUCAUUCAAUAUUUAUCCGACGAUUAUCUAGAAAUAAUUCAUGUUCACAGCUAUAAUGUUGCAUCCUGGAGUAAAGAACUACUUCGUUGCAUUGCACGACUUGUUAGUUUCACUCUUGGAUGUUGUUGGUCAAAUCGAGCGAAGAACAUACAGAUGGAGACAUUGUUUCCUACAGAAAAAGCUGCACGUAAUCACUUUGAACAACUGUUGUAUAUAAUAUCUUAUGAGCCAUUUUACAAACAGAUUAAAAAAGAUCGCUCGAACGAUGAAACGAUUCUAGUGGGCUCCAUUUUAACACUGUUUAUUUUAAUAAUACGCAUGAGAGAGACGAAUUGGCUUUCUCAUUUAAGCACAAAAUUACGAACAACUAUUCUAUCCAUUAUUGAAACUGCUAUUAAUGAUGAAGUAGCUUUAUGUAGUUAUGGCGUACUAUGCGAAGUUCUGACUGAUGAGGAAUUGAAAGAUUUGAAAGUGGCAGAGAAUAUUUAUAAUUAUCUCCUUCAAAUGAUCGAAGCUGCUUGGAAUCAAACAGCGGAAAAGUAUAAGCGCAUACACAUGAUACUAUUGCUUCAAGGUUGCCAAGCUAUAUCGAAAAAUGAUUCAAUGCAACAAAAGAUCGCUCAAUCGGAUAGAAUACAUUUACUUAUUGAAAUGUGUGAUGAAUAUCCGAUUGUAUACGAUAUCAUAUGGGCGCUAUCAUUUAGCCAAGAUAUUCAACAACAACUUCGUUCUAAUCCAUCCUUCAUGUCUAAAUUAACUCGACUAGCUAAACAAUCAGAAAAUGAACAAAUGCGUAAAGCAAUCAAUGGAAUUCUAUGGAAUCUUGAUAUCAAUCACGAAAAUCGUUCAAUUGAUGAUAAACAUACGACGAACAUAUUUGAUAUUAUGAUCAGUUAUUCGCAUAAAGAAAAAGUUCUGUGUAAGCAAAUCUAUGAGGAAUUGAUCAAAGCUGGUUAUCGAGUUUGGAUUGAUUUCGAUCAGAUGCAUGGAAAUGUGAUGGAUGCGAUGGCACAAGCCAUUGAACAAUCGAAUACAGUUAUUAUGUGUAUGAGUGAACAGUAUCGAAAAAGUAAUUAUUGUCGAGCUGAAGCACAAUAUGCGUUCCAACGCGAACGGAAAAUAGUUCCGAUUCUUCUACAGAAACAAUAUAAACCUGAUGGAUGGCUCUUGUUUAUUAUUGGUCAAUUACUCUAUGUUGAUUUUAACAAGUAUGAGUUUUCACGAGCCAUGCAAAUGUUACAUAAUGAAUUGAAAGUUGAAUUGAUGGCGGAGACUCAUACCGCACCGGUUCGACCAAAAGAAGAUAGCGUCGUAGCUCAUUCUACUACAUAUAUAUCUCCACCCGAAGUAUUGAGGUCAUCAAUCGUCUCUGAGAAUAUUCUUGACUGGACACAAUCACAAGUACAAAAUUGGCUAUUAGAACAUAAUCUUCGUCAGUUGUCUCGUCUUUUCACUGGCUGUGAUGGUCGUAGUUUACUGCAUUUAAGCAAAUACAUGAAAAAUUGUAAGCCACAACAAAUUUUGAAUUUACUUGAAGCUGAUGCACGUCGUCGAAUAAAUGAAAGCAUAUCAAUCAUUGAGAUAUGCUGUUUUCAUUCUCUCAUGCAUGAACAGAAGAAACGUCGUCAAUCAACGCAUGGUUCAAAUACAUAA
Rotaria socialis is the source of this 2307-nucleotide messenger RNA. NCBI's taxonomy places the organism in Eukaryota, Metazoa, Rotifera, Eurotatoria, Philodinida, Philodinidae. The record is from the annotation of a GenBank genome assembly.